This is a messenger RNA of Lytechinus variegatus (green sea urchin), 3577 nucleotides long. RefSeq names its product ventricular zone-expressed PH domain-containing protein homolog 1-like (gene veph1). Lineage: Eukaryota; Metazoa; Echinodermata; Echinoidea; Temnopleuroida; Toxopneustidae. Gene Ontology annotation, cellular component: plasma membrane. Gene Ontology annotation, molecular function: phosphatidylinositol-5-phosphate binding. Gene Ontology annotation, biological process: regulation of signal transduction. The record is from RefSeq and is a predicted model, not a curated record.
AUGACGCUACAGUGCAAUCGGUCUUGUGUGGUAAGAGGAGGAAAUAAGUUUGUGAUGAAUGACUUAUGACACAAUCUAUUGGUAUAUGUGACUCAUUGAUCUAAGCUGAAGAGCGUCAACGUCGGGAAUCUACAAACUGUGUUAUUAUAUUAUUGUUUUAAUUCUCAACUAGGGCUACGUUCCUGACUUCUUUGGACUGAUAAGCAAAGCUCACCUUGAAGUUGAACAACCCCUAUGGUACCGAUUUUUAUACAAAACCCAACAACGCAAAACCAUCGCCGCGGGGCUGAGGAAGGGAAAGUUGGUCUGUCAACGCAAAAUCAGCAGUCCAGCCUUAAUUCGACUCAAAAAAAAAAACAGUGACCGAAUUUGACGGCUGGAUGAGGGAGAAGCUGGGCGAGCAACUGGCAGGUUUCCUCUGAUUGGCAUUUACAAAGAUGGACAUCUAAUUUGCUUACUGCACAUUGAGGAGCUCAUUGCAACAAUGUGAAUUAAUCAUUGAAUGAAAAACAAGUGUUCUGCCUUAAUACACCGCAUGUGCCCUCUCUAAAGCACCUUGAAUUAUUUGAAGUUAACGUAUACGUGACUGUGGAAACUAUGCCAUAAUGCAUGAACUAUUCAGCCAAGUGCUGUCGAGGAGAGAUCUCUCCCGGGCCGGAGACCUCUUCUCUGUACCGGACUCGGAUAUCGUCCACGACCUGUCUGCCGCCCUCUACUGCAUUCAAGAGAUAGCCUCUUCUGAGAAUUACGUGAGGAGCGACAAUGACCAAGCCGUUGUGGAGAUAUGUAUCACGAGAGUUACAACGGCAAUCAGGGAUACUGGAUCGAUUGAAGAGCAUGUAGAGGCGCUCGUUUCUCUCUGGCAGUCAUGCCUUCAUCACAAUCUCAAACUGACCACGAGAGAUGAAGACCCGCCUCAUGCCAAGAUUGCCUCUGACAUCAUGAGCUGCUUGUUUAUGCAAAACUACGGCAAGCGGAGUGUGAUGGAAUUGGCUCUUCCGGUAGCGAUACGGUUUCUCCGGCAUGGGAACCGAGAUCUGAUCAGGAACGUGUCCAGCUAUCUUGCCCUGGCUGCCAUAGAGAAUGCACAUCUGCUAGCUGAACACUGCAGAGCCAUCAUUCACAGCAUCACACAAGGCAACAGAUCCUUGACCCGUAUCCUGCCCCAGAUCUAUACCGAAGACCCCGGUCCUAUCGAAGACUGUCUACCAGACCUGGUCUCCAUCCUACCCGGCUGCGAUGAGAACGAGAAGUCCAACAUCCUCCAACUCAUGGCGCUCAUGGCAAAAAGAAAACCAAAAAUCCUGAAGGAUUAUGUCCCAGUCCUAGUGGCCAACCUGAACAACCCUACGACCUCCCAGACGGUGCUCUCAGCCCUGGUUGACAUCGCCUCCAUCGACCCCGCCCCGUUCACACUAUGCCUUGCCCAGCUCCAGGCGGGGAUCAGGAGACAGCCCGCGCUGCUCUCCAUGGCUGGCAAGAUCUUUGGCGCCGUGGGCAGACUGAGUCCUGAAGCAGGUGAGGCGUGUAUCGAGUUCCUGGUCCAGGAAUUAUCCUGCGUGGACCAGACUGCACUACCAGCCAUUCUAAUCGAGAUCAAGAGCAUCGGGGACCGUCAUAAGGGUAUCUUAGGCCCAUACAUACAGGAGAUCAGCAUGCAGAGCCAAAGCAACUCCACGGCAGCUAGGAUGAUCGUACAACAACUACAGAGAGACACAGUCAGCAGUGAGCAUGGGCUCCACAGACCAGUCAGUAUGAUUGAACCAAGACAUUUAUCACAGGACAAUAAGCCAUUCAGUGCCACCAAUAUCAGCCAAAUGUCAGAAGAGAGGAAGAAACUGUACCGCAAAGCGCAAGGGCGCCCCCACACCCGCAGCGACAUGCAAGGUUCCUUGCAGCCUUUACGGCAUCCAGGACAUUCCUAUUCAGAACAGGCCCUGCACCUUCACCACACACCGCUUGGCGUGGGACGUGUCAACUCAAACAGUCUAGGUGUCCUAGAGAUGGCGGGGAGAAGCGAGAGCAAGGGUAGUGUGCAAUCGGGUGCAAGCGGAACGGCUUUGAGAUCGGGGACUCGCAAACAGAUCACGACAUCGCCGACGAGGAAGUCGGAGUUUGAGCGCAAAAUUACCAACAGGCAACAUCGCUCCAGCAAAGGAAACUUAAAUCUCCAUGUCUCGUUGGCAACGUCUUCGGAGAAUGAAAGUGCAACAUCACCAACGUCUCCUCCAACAUCUGCCCAAACUCAUAUGGAGGCAAAUGGUAAUUCCACGUCAACGCAUGCAAGUUCCCUGCAAGGUAGAGUUUCGCCGUCAAGCCCGACAUUGCAGUCGCCGACGUCGCAGACUUCAUCAGGCAUCGGCGACGGCUCGCGGUUGAGUGUGGGAAUGUCCAUGACAGGUAGCGGGAGUAAUCGAGAUAGCAGCUUGCAGCAGUACCUGUUUAAAAGACAAAGAGAAAUGAGUAGUUAUAUGGAUUCUAUCAAAGACAGGAUUCCGAUCCCAGAAGAAUGCACAGUGCAAGAGGAUAUUAGGAACAGACCAGUAGGGAAGCUGGACUUCUACUGCUCGUUAAAAGAACCUCAUUGUCUCUACAGCACGCUGCCAUUCUCCAUGGAAACCAAACAAAUAUUGCCAUGGAUACAUCUCAAAUAUUUACAUCUUCAAGCUACAUCUCCUACACCGGUAUCGCUGGACGAUAACGCAGUACAGAGCCUCAAGAUGAGCUGGGAGAAGCAGAAGACGAUCGGAGGUCACAUGACCUUCCUCAAACUCAUCACGCAAAACUUCCCCCAAGCGAAGGUGCAGCAAGGGCUGAUCAGGCAGCUUUGCCGGGCUAGUUACUAUGAUAUGUUCACCUACAAUGCCAAGACGUGUAACUGGACAUGUUUUCUUUGUAGCAGUCCAAAUAAAAUGGACAAAAUGAUGGACCUUAUGGGAACUGACUCUAUUCCAUUUCAAAUUAAUACUGAAGAUUUAAUUGCCGGAGGUCAACCUCUUAUUGAAGGUCAGUUGAAAGAGAAGAAAGUCCGCUGGAAGCUCUUCAGGAGAUGGAAGACACGCUACUUCACCCUGGCCGGAGAGAGAUUACUCUACAGUAAAAACAAAUCGCAGAUGACGGGAACUCUGCCCAUUGAACUGAGCAAGGUCCAGAGCGUCAAGACGCUGCGUCGACGUGACCGAAGCAUUCCAAAGGCCUUUGAAAUCUUCACGGACGACCAGAAGACGUACGUCUUCAAGACGCGGGACGGCGCCAAUGCAGAGCAAUGGGUUCAGUGCCUCACCCUGGCGAUGCGUCAACGUCAAGCCAGUUUCCGGAGCGAUAACGAGUCAACGACGUAGAUUCUGUGCAAGUUGUGUAAGCAAGUAUUUUCUUUCAAUCCCGGCAGAGUUAGUCACCGGUGUGCUUGUUAUCUAGGAAUGAUUGUUGAUUGAUGUUAAGGAACCGCUUCAAAAGUCAGAGCCGCAUGUUUUCAACAAGGAAUCCACAAGCAGCUUUUCUUACUGGGCCCCGUCUUACUAAGUGUUACGAUUGAUCCAAUCAAUCAUAACUCUAUGGAAGUCCAUCAGUGUCAUAA